Clonostachys rhizophaga is the source of this 543-nucleotide messenger RNA. The record is from the annotation of a GenBank genome assembly. NCBI's taxonomy places the organism in Eukaryota, Fungi, Ascomycota, Sordariomycetes, Hypocreales, Bionectriaceae.
AUGGACCAAAUGCCCCCUCCCUCAUCUCAAGUGCCCCCUCCCUCAUCCCAAAUGCCGCCGCCGUCAUCCCAAUCUCAUUUUGAGAAAUUCGACAACUUCGUUCCCGAUAGCAGCGCGUCUUUCGAAGACGAGUUUGCCCGCCUUGCAUCCUCCCAAGAUUGGGCUGAUGGGACUUCCGAGUUCCAAAAGCAACGCACGAUCGCCUUACGAUCCGAAUUGAAGCUACAUUACUUCUCCGCGUCGCAAAACAUCGAAGAAGGGCAGGAGGAUCUUGAAGAUCUCCCCCUCACCGAAGAGGCGAAGCUGGCUGGCUAUCAAGCCUUGUGUGAAGAAGUGGGCAUCCCCACACACAACACGAUCGAAGAAUGCCAAAAACACCUCAAGAAAACGCUUGUAAACAUCGUCGACUUAAUCGAUACCCGAAGAACAGGCAAGAGGGUGAAAGUCUGGACCGAUUUCGACGAGUUUCGAAAAUACACACUCAAACGAUCGAUUAAUACAGAAGAGGCGAAGAAAGAUGGUGAGGAAAUUCCUCCAGAGUAG